This is a messenger RNA of Ictidomys tridecemlineatus (thirteen-lined ground squirrel), 13629 nucleotides long. Lineage: Eukaryota; Metazoa; Chordata; Mammalia; Rodentia; Sciuridae. The record is from RefSeq and is a predicted model, not a curated record.
GGCUGGGUUCCGGGAGGCGAGGGCCUUGCGGGGUGGCGGGGCUGGUGAAGGGCUGCAGCAGCUUAAGGGAGCUUGCUUCUCCUCCUCUCACUCCAGGGGACUCGCUGUCUUCUCUCCCACUCCUCACCAGGCCAGAGUCUGACUUUGACCCUAACCUUAAAAGAUGUUGGAGUCAUAUGUAACUCCAAUUUUAAUGAGCUAUGUGAAUCGCUAUAUCAAGAAUUUAAAACCUUCGGAUUUACAGCUUUCACUAUGGGGUGGAGACGUGGUUCUCAGCAAGCUCGAGUUAAAGUUAGAUGUGCUAGAACAGGAACUGAAAUUACCCUUCACUUUUUUAAGUGGACAUAUUCAUGAAUUGAGAAUUCAUGUACCAUGGACAAAAUUGGGUUCAGAACCAGUGGUAAUAACCAUCAAUACAAUGGAAUGCAUAUUGAAACUUAAAGAUGGAAUACAGGAUGACCAUGAAAGCUCUGGUUCUAAUUCUACCAAUCGUAGUGCUACUGAGAACACAAAAUCAUCAGUAAAACCCCGAAAAAUUCAGCAGGCUGCUCCUACAGAUCCUGAUUUACCACCAGGGUAUGUGCAAAGUCUGAUUAGACGAGUUGUAAAUAAUGUAAACAUUGUUAUAAAUAAUCUCAUACUAAAAUAUGUUGAAGAUGAUAUUGUUCUUUCAGUCAAUAUCACUUCUGCAGAAUGCUAUACAGUGGGUGAAUUAUGGGAUCGUGCAUUUAUGGAUAUUUCUGCAACUGAUCUGGUGCUAAGAAAGGUUAUCAAUUUUUCUGACUGUACAGUUUGUCUUGAUAAACGAAAUGCCAGUGGUAAAAUAGAAUUUUACCAGGACCCUUUACUGUACAAAUGUUCCUUCAGAACUCGUCUACAUUUUACAUAUGAUAACCUAAAUUCCAAGAUGCCAUCUGUUAUUAAAAUUCAUACCUUAGUAGAAAGUCUGAAACUUUCUAUCACAGAUCAGCAGUUGCCUAUGUUUAUUCGUAUAAUGCAGCUUGGGAUUGCUCUUUACUAUGGAGAAAUAGGCAAUUUUAAAGAUGGUGAAACAGAGGAUUCUGCUUGUCACAAUAAAGAUAUGUUAGGAAACAUUACAGGGAUCAAACCCAAGGCCUUUCACACACUAGACAAGUACUUCAGUGCUGAGGCAUGUCCCCAGCUCAUUGCCCCUUCAUUUAUUAGUGCUGAAGAUGAAACAAGAAUAGAUAUGCAGUAUCCUGCUCAGUACAAAGGCCAAGAGUUGUAUUCACAACAAGAUGAAGAGCAGCCACAGGGAUGGGUAUCCUGGGCUUGGUCAUUUGUACCUGCAAUUGUGAGUUAUGAUGAUGGUGAGGAAGACUAUACUGGGAAUGAUUCUACAUUAACCAUACACCAGCAGAAAGUACAGACUUUGAAGGAUCCUAUUGUUUCUGUAGGAUUUUACUGCACAAAAGCAACUGUGACUUUCAAACUCACUGAAAUGCAAGCUGAGAGUAGUUACUAUAGCCCACAGAAAGUAAAAUCUAAGGAAGUAUUGUGUUGGGAACAAGAAGGAACUACCAUUGAGGCCCUUAUGAUGGGAGAUCCUUUCUUUGACUGCCAGAUUGGGUUUGUAGGCUGCAGAGCCAUGUGUCUUAAAGGAAUUAUGGGUGUUAAAGAUUUUGAAGAAAAUAUGAAUAGAAGUGAAACUGAAGCCAGUUUCUUCAUUUGUGGUGAAAAUUUAAGCACAAAAGGUUUGACAUACCUUACAAAUUCAUUGUUUGAUUAUCGAAGCCCAGAAAAUAAUGGCACUCGUGCAGAAUUUAUCUUGGAUGCAGCUCAUCAUAAGGAGACAUAUACUGAGAUAGCUGGAAUGCAAAGGUUUGGGGCUUUUUACAUGGAUUACCUGUACACAAUGGAGAGCACCAGUGGCAAAGGUUCUGCAAAUCAACAAGACUUUUCUACUGGGAAAAAUGAAGAUUUGGGAACAGUUCAAGAGAAGUCUACUAAAACCCUUGUUGUAGGUCCCCUUGAUUUUCGCUUGGAUAGCAGUGCAGUACAUAGGAUUUUGAAAAUGAUUGUUUGUGCCUUGGAACAUGAAUAUGAACCAUAUAGCAGGCUAAAACCAGAAAUUAAGGAUGAAAAUGAAACAAUACUGAAUCCUGAAGAAGUGGCUUCUUUGGAGGAAUAUAUUCCUACUCGACAUACAAGUGUAACUCUCCUCAAAUGUACCUGUACAAUUUUCAUGGCUGAGUUCAACUUGCUGGAUUGUUUGCUUCCUCUCAUUAUAGGAGGAAAGAACUCAAGUAAUUUCAUGAAUACUGCAAACUUCCAGUCUCUUCGUCCUUUGCCAUCCAUUCAGAUACUGGUGGAUAAAAUCAAUCUGGAACAUUCUGUCCCAAUGUAUGCUGAGCAUUUGGUGCAUGUGGUCAGCAGCCUUACUCAGCCUUCUGAUAAUCUGCUUCAUUAUUGCUAUGUUCACUGCUAUCUUAAGAUAUUUGGUUUUCAGGCAGGACUGACAUCUUUGGAUGUUAGUGGAUCUUACUGCUUACCUGUACCAAUUAUUCCCUCCUUCAGCACUGCUCUUUAUGGUAAAUUUCUGAAAUUCCCCACUUGCUGGACCAAAAGAUCUCAAAUUGUUAUGACUGAAGGUAUAUUUGAACUUCCAAAUCUCACAAUUCAAGCUACAAGAGCACAGACACUUCUGCUGCAAGCAAUAUAUCAAAGUUGGUCUCAUAUUGGAAAUGUUAGCUCUUCAGCAGUGAAUGAAAUUUUGAUGAAUGAAGUCUUUCAAAAUAUAGGUGUGAAAUCUAAGAAUCCCCUGCCAACUCUUGAGGGCUCAAUCCAGAAUGUUGAAUUGAAGUACUGCAGCACAUCAUUGGUCAAAUGUGCCUCUGGGACCAUGGGAUCAAUAAAAAUUUGUGCCAAAGCCCCAGGUGACAGUGGAAAAGAGAAGUUGAUUCCCUUACUUCAGGGUCCUUCUGACACUAAAGACCUUCAUAGCACCAAGUGGCUCAAUGAGAGUAGAAAGCCAGAAUCUCUCUUAGCUCCAGAUUUGAUAGCCUUCACAGUCCAAGUUCCACAAUAUAUGGACUACUGCCAUAAUUCUGGUGCUGUACUUCUUUGUAGUAUACAAGGACUUGCUGUGAAUAUUGACCCAAUCUUAUACACAUGGCUCAUCUAUCAACCUCAGAAGCGAACAAGUAGACAUAUGCCACAGCAACCUGUGGUAGCUGUUCCUCUUGUUAUGCCAAUUAGCAGAAGGAAGGAGGAUGAACUGUCUGUUGGAAGUGCACCCAUGGCAAAACAGCAGUCAUAUCAGGCCUCUGAAUAUGCCAGCAGCCCUAUAAAAACAAAAACAAUAACAGAAUCCCGACCCUUAUCAGUUCCUGUGAAAGCCAUGUUUAAUAUAUCUGAGGGCUGUAGAAGUCCUGAAGAAAGAAUGAAAGAAUUUAUUGGAAUAGUAUGGAGUGCAGUGAAGAGUCUCACACUACAGCUUGAAGUUCAGUCUUGUUGUGUCUUCAUUCCAAAUGAUAGCCUGCCUUCCCCAAGUACAAUUGUAUCUGGUGAUAUUCCUGGAAGUGUAAGAAGUUGGUACCAUGGACAAACCAGCAUGCCAGGAACACUUGUCCUCUGUUUGCCUCAAAUUAAGAUUAUCAGUGCUGGUCACAAAUAUAUGGAACCUCUUCAGGAAAUUCCAUUUGUUAUCCCACGACCUAUUCUGGAAGAAGGUGAUGCUUUUCCAUGGACCAUCAACUUGCAUCAUUUCAGCAUAUAUACCCUUAUUGGAAAACAAGCGACACUUAGCUUAGUGGAACCUAUGGGUUGUACCUCUACUCUAGCUGUCACAUCUCAAAAACUACUUGCUACAGGACCUGAUGCCAGACAUUCAUUUGUUGUCUGUCUUCAUGUUGACCUGGAAUCCCUGGAGAUAAAAUGCUCUAAUCCUCAGGUCCAGCUCUUCUGUGAGUUAAUUGAUACCAUGAAGAAUGUUUGGAAUAAGAUUCAGAGGAGAGGCAAUCUUAGUUCAUUUUCAGCCUACUCAGAUACUGUGGUAGGGCCUGUCCCUAGUUCUCCAGUUCGAAGCAGUGUAGGCACAGCUCCUCCAGAUGCUAGCACAUGCAGCCCAUCUGCUGAUAUUGGAACUACUACUGAGAGAUGGGUCCAUGUGCUGCUGAGAAGAAAGUGUAUUCACUCAUUGAAGGAUGAAAUAUUCUAUGGAGAUUCUAUUCAGGCAGGUGAUGAUUCACCAUUCUCAGAUUCUGUUACCUUGGAACAAACUACUAGUAACAUUGGUGGAUCGAAUGGACGGGUUAGUCUCUGGAUGCAGUGGGUACUCCCCAAAAUUACAAUAAAGCUCUUUGCCCCAGAUCCUGAAAACAAAGGCACAGAGGUUUGUAUGGUCAGUGAACUAGAAGAUCUCAGUGCUUCCAUAGACGUGCAGGAUGUAUAUACCAAAGUGAAAUGUAAAAUAGAGAGUUUCAAUAUUGAUCACUAUAGAAGCAGCCUUGGGGAAGAGUGUUGGUCUUUGGGGCAAUGUGGAGGUGUCUUCCUUUCCUGUACUGACAAGCUGAACAGACGCACCUUGUUGGUUCGACCCGUCAGCAAGCAGGACCCUUUCAGUAAUUGCUCUGGCUUCUUUCCUUCUACAACUACAAAACUUCUAGAUGGUUCACAUCAGCAGCAUGGAUUUCUCUCUCUGACAUACACAAAAGCUGUAACAAAAAAUGUUCGCCACAAGUUAACAUCAAGAAAUGAACGAAGAAGUUUUCAUAAGUUAUCUGAAGGUUUAAUGGAUGGUUCCCCUCAUUUUCUUCAUGAAAUUCUUCUUUCAGCCCAAGCCUUUGAUGUUGUCCUUUGUUUUCCUUUACUUAAUGCCAUCACAAGUAUAUUUCAAGCAAAACUACCAAGGUCCCAAAAAGAGAAAAGAAAAUCUCCUGGUCAGCCCAUGAGGACCCAUACGCUGACUUCACGCAGUUUGCCUUUGAUUUAUAUCAAUUCAAGUGUAAUCAGAAUUUUUGUUCCAAAAACGGAAGAAAUGAAGUCAACUAUUGAAGUCAAUCAAGCAGCAAAGGAAGACACAGUGGUUUUGAAGAUUGGUUCUGUUGCCAUGGCUCCCCAGGCUGACAAUCCCCUUGGCCGAUCUGUCCUCAGGAAAGAUAUUUACCAAAGAGCCUUGAACUUAGGAAUUCUUAGAGAUCCUGGAUCUGAAAUUGAAGAUAGACAAUACCAAAUAGACCUGCAGUCCAUCAAUAUUGGUACUGCACAGUGGGACCAACUAAAACCAGAGAAGGAAAGUGGAACAGGAGGGGUGCUUACAGAGAGUGAAAGGAAUUCUCAAAAUCCAGCCCUUGAGUGGAAUAUGGCCAGCAGCAUAAGGCGACAUCAAGAAAGGAGAGCAAUUUUGACCCCCAUUUUGACUGACUUUUCUGUACGAAUAACUGGAGCACCUGCCAUAAUUUUCACCAAAAUAAGUUCUCCAGAAAAUCUCCAUACAGAGGAGAUUUUAGUAUGUGGCCAUUCCUUGGAAGUGAAUAUAACCACAAACCUGGACUUCUUCCUAAGUGUGGCUCAAGUUCAACUCUUACAUCAGUUAAUCGUAGCAAAUAUGACUGGUCUGGAACCAUCAAAAAAGGCCACAGAGAUCUCCAAACAAGAACAGAAAAAAAUGGAUACAUUUGAUGGAGGCAUGGCUGAAACCUCAUCUCGGUACAGUGGUGCUCAGGACAGUGGAAUUGGCAGUGACAGUGUUAAAAUCAGAAUAGUGCAAAUAGAGCAGCACAGUGGUGCUAGUCAGCACCGCAUUGCCCGUCCCUCACGCCAGUCAUCAAUUGUAAAAAAUCUAAAUUUUAUUCCUUUUGAUGUAUUUAUUACAGCAAGUAGAAUCUCACUAAUGACCUAUUCCUGUACAGCCUUGCCCAAAUCAAAAUCACAAGAACAGAAGGAAGAUGAAAAAACAGGCAAGAGUUCAUUAAAUCUUUCAGAAGUUGAUUCAGAUGUUGCUAAGCCCAACCAGGCAUGUAUUUCCAUGGUGACAGCAGAAGAUCUCUUAAGCAGUAGCACUUCUUUAACUUCAGGAAAAAAAAUAGGGGUUCUCUCUCUUGAAAGUCUUCAUGCAUCCACGAGAUCAUCUGCAAGACAAGCACUUGGCAUAACUAUUGUCCGGCAGCCUGGUCGAAGAGGAACUGGUGACUUACAACUAGAACCAUUUUUGUACUUUAUUGUGUCCCAGCCUUCCUUGCUUCUGAGUUGUCACCACAGAAAGCAGCGAGUGGAAAUAUCCAUUUUUGAUGCUGUGCUUAAAGGGGUAGCCUCUGAUUACAAAUGUACAGAUCCUGGGAAAACACUGCCUGAAGCCCUUGAUUACAACACUGUGUGGCUGCAGACAGUGCCUGGAGAAAUAGACAGCAAAAGUGGUAUUCCACCUUCCCUUGUAAUGCUGCAAAUUAAAGACUUUCUUAAUGGACCAGCAGACAUCAACUUGGAUAUAUCAAAGCCUUUGAAAGCAAACCUGAGUUUUACCAAACUGGAUCAGAUGAACCAUUUUUUAAAGAAGAUAAAAAGUGCACAUGGCUUUGCACAUAGCAAAGAGACCUCUACUCUUUCAGACCCUACACUGAAUAAAGAUGAGCUUCCAGUCUCCAAAUGUUACCAUGGAAAGUUGUCUAAACCUAAAGUACAUGCUGAUGGAGUGCAGAAGUUUUCAUUUCAAGAAAACAUGUGGAGAGCCAUUUCCUGUUUUCAAAAAAUUUCUGUCCAUACUACUCAGAUUGUGUUCUCCAUGGAAACUGUCCCCCAUCCUAAUAAACCAUGCCUGUUGGCAUCUCUAUCAAAUCUUAAUGGAAGCCUUAGUGUCAAAGCAGCACAAAAAGUACCUGGCAUAAUUCUUGGAUCAUCAUUUCUACUCAGCAUAAAUGAUUUUCUCCUUAAAACAAGUCUCAGAGAAAGAAGUCGGAUUCUCAUAGGACCAUUUUGUGCUACCACUAAUCUAGAAGCUAAGUGGUGUAAACACAGUGGCAAUCUAGGGCCAGAACAGUCCAUACCAAAAAUAUCCAUCGAUUUAAGAGGUGGUCUGCUACAGGUCUUCUGGGGUCAAGAACAUUUGAAUUGUUUAGUCCUCCUUCAUGAAUUACUCAAUGGAUAUCUUAAAGAGGAGAGAAAUGUUGAAGUGCUAGUUUCUGAACCAGUACCUCAGAUGCCAUCUCCUGUGGAAAAAACUCAGGCCUUUAAAAGUGAACACAGUUCAGAUGACCUGCGAACGGGUCACUUUCAGUACAUUCAAGAUGCUGAACCUUUGAAACUCCCUGGUGUCUAUGAAGUCUUGUUUUAUAAUGAAACAGAAGAUAGCCCAGGAAUGAUGUUGUGGAGGUAUCCAGAACCCAGAGUACUCACCCUUGUACGAAUAACUCCUGUACCUUUCAACACCACAGAGGAUCCAGAUAUUAGCACAGCAGACCUGGGUGAUGUGCUACAGGUUCCUUGUAGUCUGGAAUACUGGGAUGAACUCCAGAAGGUUUUUGUUGCAUUUCGAGAAUUUAGUUUGUCUGAAAGCAAAGUUUGUGAACUGCAGUUGCCAGACAUCAAUCUUGUGAAUGACCAGAAGAAACUGGUAUCCUCAGAUCUUUGGAGAAUUGUCUUGAAUAGCAGCCAAAAUGGAGUUGAUGACCAAAGCUCUGCAAGUGAAUCUGGUUCUCAAAGCACUUGUGAUCAGCUUGUAACUCCAACAGCCCUGGCCGCCUGUACCAGAGUUGACUCCUGUUUUACCCCGUGGUUUGUACCAUCUCUUUGCAUGUCCUUCCAGUUUGCUCACCUGGAGUUCCAUCUCUGUCAUCAUCUUGAUCAACUAGGCACAGCUUCACCACAAUACCUACAGCCAUUCAUUUCUGAUAAAAAUGUACCAUCUGAACUAGAAUAUAUGAUUGUUUCCUUCAGAGAACCACACAUGUAUUUUCGACAAUGGAAUAAUGGUUCUAUCUGCCAGGAGAUCCGGUUCUCAGCUCAAGCAGACUGUAAACUUCUAGAAUGCAGAAAUGUUACAAUGCAAAGUGUAGUAAAGCCUUUCAGCAUCUUUGGACAAAUUGCAGUUUCCAGUGAUGCAGUGGGAAAGCUGCUUGACUGCACCUUGACAGUGGACUCCAUAUUUAUAAACUUUGGACAGCAUGUAGUUCAUUCUCUAAACACUGCAGUACAAGCUUGGCAACAGAACAAAUGCCCUGAGGUAGAGGAGUUGGUCUUCAGCCAUUUUGUGAUCUGUAAUGACACACAGGAGACACUGCGGUUUGGCCAGGUGGAUACUGACGAAAAUAUUCUGCUGGCGAGUCUCCACAGUCACCAGUACAGCUGGCGCUCUCACAAAUCCCCACAGCUGUUGCACAUCUGUAUUGAAGGUUGGGGCAAUUGGCGUUGGUCAGAACCCUUCAGUGUGGACCACGCUGGGACGUUUAUUAGAACAAUUCAGUACAAGGGUCGAACUGCAUCACUCAUAAUCAAGGUUCAGCAACUCAAUGGAGUGCAAAAACAGAUUAUCAUCUGUGGAAGACAGAUCAUCUGUAGUUAUUUGUCUCAAAGCAUAGAACUAAAAGUCGUUCAGCAUUAUAUUGGACAAGAUGGACAAGCUGUAGUCCGAGAACAUUUUGACUGCCUCACAGCCAAACAAAAAUUGCCUUCGUACAUAUUAGAAAACAGUGAACUGACAGAAUUGUGUGUGAAGGCCAAAGGAGAUGAAGACUGGUCAAGAGACGUGUGCCUAGAAUCCAAAGCCUCUGAGUAUAGCAUUGUCAUCCAGGUGCCAUCUUCAAACAGUUCCAUUAUUUAUGUCUGGUGUACAGUUUUGACUUUAGAACCCAACUCUCAAGUGCAACAACGAAUGAUUGUGUUCAGCCCUCUUUUUAUCAUGAGAAGUCAUCUUCCAGACCCCAUUAUCAUACAUUUGGAGAAAAGGAGUCUGGGAUUGAAUGAAACACAGAUUAUUCCAGGAAGAGGGCAGGAAAAACCACUGCAAAACAUAGAACCUGAUCUUGUACAUCACCUAACAUUUCAAGCAAGAGAAGAAUAUGACCCUUCAGAUUGUGCUGUCCCCAUCUCAACAGCCCUAAUUAAACAAAUAGCCACUAAGAUACACCCUGGAGGUACAGUUAAUCAGAUCCUUGAUGAAUUCUAUGGGCCAGAAAAAUCUCUCGAACCCACAUGGCCCUAUAUUAAGAAGGAUUCUGACAGGAAUGAACAGCUGAGUCAGUGGGAUAGCCCAAUGCGAGUGAAGCUGUCGAUCUGGAAGCCAUAUGUUAGAACUUUGCUGAUAGAACUUCUGCCCUGGGCCCUGCUUAUCAAUCAGUCCAAGUGGGACCUCUGGCUGUUUGAAGGAGAGAAGAUUGUUCUACAGGUUCCUGCUAGCAAAACUAUUAUUCCUCCUAAUUUUCAGGAAGCUUUUCAGAUUGGAAUAUAUUGGGCAAAUACAAACACUGUGCACAAGUCAGUAGCAAUUAAACUAGUCCAUAACCUGACAUCUCCAAAGUGGAAAGAUGGAGGUAAUGGUGAAGUCGUGACAUUGGACGAAGAAGGGUUUAUUGAUGCUGAAAUAAGACUUGGUGCUUUCCCAGGACAUCAGAAGUUGUGUCAGUUCUGCAUUUCUUCUAUGGUACAGCAAGGUAUACAGAUUAUUCAGAUUGAAGACAAGACUACAGUAAUCAAUAACACACCAUAUCAGAUAUUUUAUAAACCACAGUUAUCUGUCUCCAAACCCCAUUCUGGAAAAGAGUAUUUUCACGUUCCGGACAGUGCUACUUUCAGCAUUUGCCAAGGUGGAGAGCAGCCGGCUAUAAAAUCCAGCUCCCUUCCUUGCUGGGAUUUAAUGCCUGACGUUGGGCCAUCAGUGUUGGACACAUCCUUGCUUCAGAAACAGAUUUUGCUGGGCUUUUCUCCUGCCACAGGUGCCGACAGCUCACAGUGUUGGAGCCUGCCAGCUCUAGUUAAACAAGAGUUUCCCCGACAGAGUGUGGCAGUGCCCCUUGGGAAUUCUAGGGAAAAUGGAUUCUGUACCAGGGCUAUAGCACUGACGUAUCAAGAACACUUUGGAGUGACUUAUUUAACCCUCUCAGAAGACCCUAGUCCUCGAGUCAUUCUCCACAACAGAUGCCCAGUAGCAGUGCUUAUAAAGGAAAACAUUAAAGACAUCCCAAAAUUUGAGGUUUAUUGUAGAAAAAUUCCUUCUGAGAGUUCAGUUCAUCAUGAGCUCUAUCAUCAGAUUUCCAGUUAUCCAGACUGCAAGACCAAAGACUUACUUCCUAGCCUUUGUUUGAGAGUAGAGUUGCCAGAUGAAAUAACUACUGAGUGGAGUGAUGCUGUUGACAUCAACAGUCAGGGGACGCAGGUUGUGUUCCUCACUGGCUUUGGCUAUGUGUAUGUGGAUGUUUUCCAUCAGUGUGGCACAGUCUUCAUCACUGUGGCCCCAGAAGGAAAAGCAGGAUCUAUUUUAACCAACACCAACAGAACUCUGGAGAAGACCAUUACCUUUAGAAUGUUCAUCACCCAGUUGAGCCUGGCAGUGUCGGAUGACCUCACCCACCACAGAGCAUCAUCUGAACUCCUGAGGCUCACACUGGACAAUGUUUUUCUGCACAUGGCCCCUGUGGCUGGCAUUCUUCCGGGGGAGGAGCCUGCUGCCGCUCUCUUUCAGCUUCACUGUGUGGAGGUGUAUUGUGGGGAUCUGCAGUUGGACAACCAGCUCUAUAACAAGUCCAACUUCCACUUUGCUGUCUUGAUCUGCCAGGGAGAAAAAACAGAACCUACUCAGUGUUCCAAAGGGCAGAGUCUCCUUGCCUCCAGCAGAGAUCUGGAAGAAUACAAGGAGAACUGCUUUAUCAAGCUCCGUGUCACCUUAACUGAGGGCAAGAGUGUCCCACUGGAUGUCAACGAGUUCAGCUUUGAAUUGAAACCUGCCCGAUUAUAUGUGGAAGACACAUUUGUAUACUACAUCAAAACCUUGUUUGAUACUUACCUUCCUCACAGCAGGCUGGCUGGUCACCCUCCACAGCUCUCUGGGGGAAAGCAGGUGCUACCUCUGCAGGUGAGACAACACGCCAGGGCUUUGGUGAAUCCAGUGAAGUUACGGAGACUGGUGAUCCAGCCAGUGAAUCUGCUUGUCAGCAUCCAUGCAUCUCUCAAGCUGUACAUAGCCUCUGACCACACUCCACUCUCCUUCUCCGUGUUUGAAAGAGGACCCAUCUUCACCACUGCGAGACAGCUUGUGCAUGCCCUGGCAAUGCACUAUGCUGCUGGUGCCCUCUUUAGAGCAGGCUGGGUGGUGGGGUCUCUGGAGAUCCUUGGCAGCCCAGCAAGCUUGGUGAGGAGCGUGGGGAAUGGGAUCGCUGACUUCUUCAGACUUCCAUAUGAGGGACUGACCCGAGGCCCAGGAGCCUUCGUGAGCGGAGUUUCCCGAGGGACAACAUCAUUCGUAAAGCACAUUUCCAAAGGUACCCUCACAUCCAUCACCAACCUGGCUACCAGCCUGGCCCGGAACAUGGACCGGCUCUCGCUGGAUGAGGAGCACUACAACCGGCAGGAGGAGUGGCGGCGGCAACUGCCUGAGAGCCUGGGCGAGGGGCUGCGACAGGGCCUGUCCCGGCUGGGCAUCAGCCUGCUCGGUGCAAUUGCUGGUAUAGUCGAUCAGCCGAUGCAGAACUUCCAGAAAACAUCCGAGGCUCAGGCUUCAGCCGGACACAAGGCCAAGGGUGUUAUCUCUGGUGUGGGGAAAGGUAUCAUGGGGGUGUUCACGAAGCCCAUUGGAGGAGCUGCUGAGCUCGUGUCACAGACCGGCUACGGUAUUUUACACGGAGCUGGACUUUCUCAGCUUCCCAAACAGCGCUAUCAGCCAAGUGAUCUACAUGCUGACCAGGCUCCAAACAGCCAUGUCAAAUAUGUCUGGAAAAUGCUCCAGUCUCUGGGCAGACCAGAAGUCCACAUGGCCUUGGAUGUGGUUCUCGUGAGAGGUUCAGGCCAGGAACAUGAAGGGUGCCUGCUGCUGACCUCAGAAGUACUCUUCGUAGUGAGCAUCAGCGAGGACACGCAGCAACAGGCCUUCCCCAUCACAGAGAUAGACUGCACACAGGACAGCAAGCAAAGCAGCCUGCUCACUGUACAGCUCAAGCAGCCGAGAAUGGCCUGUGAUGUGGAGGUAGACGGAAUCCGAGAGAGACUGUCAGAGCAACAAUACAACAGACUUGUGGACUAUAUCACAAAGACGUCUUGUCACCUGGCCCCCAGCUGCUCUUCUGUUCAAACACCAUCCCCUGUGGUGGCUGUGGAACCUCCCCUUUCCACUGUUAAAACAUACCAUUAUUUGGUGGACCCACAUUUUGGUCAGGUCUUCAUUAGUAAAUUUACCAUGGUGAAGAAUAAAGCCCUAAGGAAAGGGUUCCCUUGAAUCCCUUCUAAGAUGAUGAUUCUUGCUUGUGCAGUUUACUUUUUAAACAAAGAACCUAGAGGUUAGCCAAGAGAUACGGAGUCAAUGAUUAGCUCCAACAUUCAUUGUGGACAAAAGACCAACACUUUUCGGUGGUUCAGGUAUAUAGUAACUUCUAAAAUUAUCUUAGUAUCUUUCUCCCUAAAAACAAAUUAGAUACUUUAAGAUGGAGUUUAAAAAAAAAAAAAAAAAGAAGAGUAAGAAGGCCGUUUGCUAAAAUUUUCACAAUAAUUUGGACCUGUUAAUGCUCUGCUCUACAGAAAAAUACAUGGUUAGGCCUUAGAAUGCAGAGCCAGAAUUAAAACUUCAUCCCUAAUUCCAUCUGUUUUUGGGGACUGAGAUACCACCUCUGCCCAAUACCCCUUUUUUGCAAAGGUUGAUUCUUUAAAUGAAAUGAACUUAGAACUCUGUUGGUUAACUUGUUAAAUUUACUUAACUACAGCAACAUUCUUUUAGUGAAAGCUACUACGUGUAUUCCCUCCAAAGUCUGCAUUUUACUGAAAUUCACAAAACAGUCUAUGACUCUGGGUACAUUUUAGAAAAAUGUUCUUCCAAUUUGUGUUUUAAAUAGACAAGCUAAAAAUCAUUUGUGUCUGCCAAUGACAGACCUGAAGUACUCAGGUGAGUUUCUUUAGUUCCACAAAUAACAUGUUAGGAACUCCUGGAAGGGGAGCCAAGAACACAACAUUAAUACUAGCAAUGACAUCAGUCCAGAUAGUUUAUUUUUCUGAUUUGAUAAAGCAUGAAGAUAUUGCUAAAUAUUAUUUUGCAUCUCAGAUUGGGUUUGACUCAGGGUCUAGAGUUACCAGAUAAGUAUCUUUCUCAUGGUCUAAUUAAUUAAAUUUGUCUUAUUACUUUCAAACUUGGGCCUAUAACUUAUUGCCUACAAUUGUGAAAUGCUAAGAAAAUGCAAUUUUAAAGCCAACUGAUCUUUGACUGAACUCUCACAGAGGUGUAGGCACAAGUCACCACACCACUAUAUCACUGUUAAAGGAAAGCAAGACUGUUAAUGGACAAUUCAGGUUGUAUAUGAAAAACGGCUCCUCAGUUUGUUAUAUAUACUUGUUUAGGAAAGUGACAGUUUUGUCAAUCCCAAGAGUAACUAUUUUUAAGAAUGUAAAUAUGUACUAAUUCUUGUAUGUUUUAUGGUAAUUUUGCAUACUGCUAAGAACUGUUAUGUAAAGUUGUUUAAAAUAAAAGGUGUCCUUGAA